Molecule: messenger RNA, 726 nt
Organism: Hevea brasiliensis (rubber tree)
Lineage: Eukaryota; Viridiplantae; Streptophyta; Magnoliopsida; Malpighiales; Euphorbiaceae
Exons: 2
Coding region: 99-341 (80 amino acids)
Source: RefSeq, a predicted model, not a curated record
GUUCAACGCGCUGCCCGGAGGAGAUGGAAACGAAACCUAGCUAGUAAGGAGGAACUGGCAAGAAAGUGAAGGAAAGUAGUAGAACUGUCAGGUACAAAAUGGGAAGCGAGGCAAAGAGCAAUGGCAGCAGUGGAGGAGGAGGAUUCAGGUCAAAAAUAGAUAAUUUCUUGUACAGUGGAGACAAGAAGCAUGUCUUGGCUGGUAUCGCCAUCAUCAGUGUUGCUUUUGGCGUCCCCUGGUACCUCAUGAGCCGAGGAACAAAACAUCAGUCCCACCAAGAUUACUUGGAAAGAGCCGAUAAAGCACGAAGUGAAAGACUUUCCUCUAGUUCUGCACGAUGAGCUUUGCAGACUCUUGAAGGGAUCGAUAACCAGUGAGAAUUUUACAGUUAAAAGUAUAAUUAAGGGCCCCUUGUUAUUGAGCACACUUCCCUUCGCCUUUUAUGUGCCAAAACUAGUUGACAGCCUUGAUCAGGGUGAUUUUCUUUCCUAUGUUAUUUAGAUGCACAUAUGAUUUUCGGUUGAGAAGUUGAAAUAUUUGAGAAUGAGAAGUCUAGUUAGAAACUCCAUCAGAAAAUUUUCUUCUGGCAAUUAGAUAGUACACAUUCGCUGAAUGGAAAUAAGUAUGGUUUGUGUUGGAGAUGAGUUGACAUGAUGAUCUAGUGAUCUCAAUGUUCUACAAAUGGUGUUCUUGUGUUUAUCCAUAUGUGCCAACUCUAUUUAUCUA